AUGCCGCCCAAGAAGCCAGACCUGUCUGGCUACCAGUAUUCGGCGCUCUCGUCGCUCGUCAUCAGCGCCGACCGUCCGCAUCGACGUCCCGAUGAACCCUCGGGCGAGGCCGAGUCGCUGGCUGGACGCAUCAAUGUGCGCGACAUGGGCACCGCCGUCAAGGUCGAGGGCGUAAAGGACCUCGACAAGAAGCGCAAAAAGGCGAAUGCUGAUGAUGGCCAGCGCCAAUCCAAACGUCAGGCUGCUGCCGUCAGUGCCGGCCCUUCCUCCUCCGUUGCUGGCGGUGCCUCCUUCUCCAACCAGUCCAACUACACCGACAUCCUCCAGGCCACCGCCGAGCUCGAGGGCCUUCGCUACCAUCCACGCACCCAAGAGACACGCGACAUCUACGAACUCAUCCUCAGCAUCGUCCACACCGCCCUCGGCGACCAGGCACAGGACGUGGUGCGUUCCGCCGCCGAUACCACCCUAGAGAUCCUCAAGGAUCCAAACCUCAAGGACCUCGACAAGAGAUCCGAGAUCGAGGACAUCAUCGGCUCCUUGUCCACCGAGUCCUUUGGUCAGCUUAUCAACCUCAGCAAGAAGAUCACCGACUACGACGAGCCAGAACAGUCCAACCCCGCCAACGAUGCCGAUGCAAAGAUGGGCGAGAUCGAUCAGCAGACAGGUGUAGCCGUGCUCUUUGACGAGGAAGAGGAGGACAGCGAUCAAGAUGGCGUCGGUUACGUCGUUCGUGACGGCAGCGACGAUUCAGAUGCAUCCGACGACGACGACGCAGAUACGCGGCGCAAACGCGCACGGUCGGGCUCCGAGCAUCCAGAUUCGGACGCGCAAGCUUCGGAUCAAGACGGCGACGAGCUCGUGAUUGGCGCCGGCUCGUCAAGAGCUGCGGACGCUAGCCAACGUGAUCCCAACCAACUCCAUCCGCGCGACGUCGAUGCCUUCUGGAUUCAGCGUCAGAUCGCCCAACACUACCCCGAUGCGCACGAAGCCAGCGAAAAGGCAGACGCCGCCUUCGACAUCCUCUCCGCCGAGUCCGACGUCCGCGACUGCGAAAACAGCCUCAUGGAGCUCUUUGACUACGACAAGUUCGAGCUCGUUCAGAUCCUCACAAAGCACAGAGACGCCAUUGUUUGGUGCACCCGUCUAGCGCGCGCAGACGACGACGAAAAGGUCAACGUCCAGGUCGCCAUGCGCGAAAAGGGCGUCGCUUGGAUCCUCAAGGCACUGCAAGGCGACGACAAACCUUCUACAUCCACCAACGGCAAGUCCUCCACUCAACCGAAUGCUGUCGAUCUCGAAGAUGCCCAGCGCAGAUCAAAGCGUCUCACCUCGCGCGCCACGAUCGCUCCCGGAUCCACCGCACAGCCCCGUAAGGGCGUCGACCUCGAGGCCAUGGCCUUUGCUCAGGGCGGCCAUCUCAACACCAACGCAAAGGUCCGUCUGCCAGAGGGCUCUUUCAAGCGCACCAAGAAGGGCUACGAGGAGAUCCACAUCCCCGCCCCUGCCAAGCGCACCGUCGGCGACGCAGACCUCGUGCCCAUCUCCAGCAUCCCAGCAUGGGCCCAGGCCGCCUUCCCCGGCGCCACUUCGCUCAACCCUGUCCAAUCCCGCUGCUAUCCGGUCGCGUUUGGGUCCGACGAGCCCAUGCUCCUCUGUGCGCCAACCGGUGCCGGCAAGACCAACGUCGCCAUGCUCACCGUCCUCAACGAGAUUGGCAAGUGGCGCGACGACGCUACUGGCGACAUCGAUCUCAAUGCAUUCAAGAUUGUCUACGUCGCGCCCAUGAAGGCGCUUGUCUCCGAGCAAGCCGCCAACUUCCGCGACCGCCUCCAAUCCUACGGAAUCACCGUCAACGAGCUUACCGGAGACAGCCAGCUCACCAAGGCUCAGAUUGCGGAGACGCAGAUCAUCGUCACCACGCCCGAAAAGUGGGACGUCAUCAGCCGCAAGAGCACCGACACCUCCUACACCAACUUGGUCCGCCUCCUCAUCGUCGACGAGAUUCACCUCUUGCAUGACGACCGUGGUCCCGUCCUCGAAGCCAUCAUCUCGCGCACCAUCCGUCGCAUGGAGCAGAUGAACGACCCGGUCCGUCUGGUCGGUCUCUCCGCCACGCUGCCCAACUACCAGGACGUGGCCACUUUCCUCCGCGUCAACCCCAAGUCCGGCCUCUUCUACUUUGAGGCCAACUACAGACCGUGCCCCUUGAAGCAGGAGUACGUCGGCAUCACCGAGAAGAAGGCCAUCAAGAGGCUGCUCGUCAUGAACGAGGUCACCUACGAAAAGACGCUCGAUCAGGCGGGCAAGAACCAGGUGCUCAUCUUUGUCCACUCGCGCAAAGAGACCGCAAAGACCGCCAAGUUCAUCCGCGACCGCGCCAUGGAGCAGGACACCCUCAAUCGCUUCUUGCCACCGUCCCCCGCGAGUCAGGAGGUGCUCAGAUCCGAACUCGACAACGUCACCGAUGGCGAUCUCAAGGACUUGAUGCCCUACGGUUUCGGUAUCCACCAUGCUGGCAUGUCGCGCCUCGACCGCGAGCUCGUCGAGGCGCUCUUCGCCGACGGUCAUCUGCAGGUGCUCGUCUCCACCGCCACCCUGGCGUGGGGUGUCAAUCUGCCCGCUCACACCGUCAUCAUCAAGGGCACGCAGAUCUACAAUCCCGAAAAGGGUCGAUGGUGCGAGAUCACGCCGCAAGACAUGCUGCAGAUGCUCGGACGUGCCGGUCGACCGCAAUACGACACGUUUGGAGAAGGCAUCAUCAUCACCAACCACUCCGAGCUGCAGUACUACCUCAGUCUGCUCAACCAGCAGCUGCCCAUCGAAUCGCAGCUCGUCUCCAAGCUCGCUGACAACCUCAAUGCCGAGAUCGUCCUCGGCACCAUCCGCAACCGCGACGAGGCCGUCGCUUGGUUGGGGUACACGUAUCUGUACGUGCGCAUGCUGCGCUCGCCCGCGCUCUACAGCGUCACCGCAGACUAUGCCGAAGACGAUCCCUUUCUCGAGCAGAAGCGCGCCGACAUUGUGCACACCGCCGCGGCUCUGCUCGAAAAGUGCGGCCUGCUGCGCUACGAACGCCGCAGCGGCAACUUUGUCUCGAACGAGCUCGGCCGCAUCGCAUCGCACUACUACAUCACCCACGACAGCAUGGCGACGUACCACCAGCAGAUCAAGCCGCAGCUCGGCCUCAUCGAGCUCUUCCGCGUGUUUGCGCUCUCCAACGAGUUCCGCCACCAGGUGGUGCGCCAGGACGAGAAGCUCGAGGUGGCCAAGCUGCUCGAACGCGUGCCUGUGCCCGUCAAGGAGUCGGCCGACGACCCCAUCGCCAAGGUCAACGUGCUGCUCCAGUCGUGGAUCUCGCAGCUCCGGCUGGACGGAUACGUGCUUGCUGCCGACAUGGUGUACAUCACCCAGUCCGCCGGCCGCAUCCUUCGCGCCAUCUUUGAGAUCUGCCUCAAGCGUGGUUAUGCGAGGCUGAGCCGGAUGGCGCUGGAUCUGUGCAAGAUGGUCGAGUCGCGCCAGUGGGGCUCCAUGACGCCGCUGCGCCAGUUCCGCGGUGUGCCUGCGGAUCUGAUCCGCAGACUGGAGCGGAAAGAGUAUCCGUGGAAUCGGCUGCGGGAUCUCGAGCCAAACGAGAUCGGCGAGCUGAUUGGAAUUCCAAAAGCGGGCCGUCUGGUGCACCGACUCGUGCAUCAAUUCCCGCGUCUCGAGCUGCAGGCCUUCUUCCAGCCGCUCACCCGCUCCCUGCUUCACGUCCAACUCACCAUCACCCCCGACUUCCAGUGGGACGAAAAAGUGCACGGCGGCGCUCAGUCGUUCUGGAUCAUGGUGGAAGACGUCGAUGCCGAGAUCCUGCACUACCACGACCAAUUCCUCCUGCUGCGCAAGUAUGCCGAGGAGGAGCAUACCGUCAGCUUCACGAUCCCCAUGACGGAGCCGCUGCCGCCCAACUACUACAUCAGCGUCGUCAGCGAUCGCUGGCUGCACAGCGAGGUGCGAUUGCCCAUCUCGUUCAAGAACCUCAUCCUGCCCGAAAAGUUCCCGCCGCACACGCCGCUGCUCGAGCUGCAGCCGCAGCCGCUGAGUGCGCUCAACGAUCGACCCGCUCAGGAGCUCUACCGCGACUCGUUUGCGCACUUCAACAAGGUGCAGACGCAGACGUUCCAUGCACUCUACGGCAGCGACGACUCGGUGUUCGUCGGCGCACCCACGGGCAGUGGCAAGACGGUCUGUGCCGAGCUUGCGCUGCUCCGGCUGUGGAAGGAUGCGGAUGCGGGCCGCGCCGUGUGCGUCGUGCCGUACGAGUCCAUGGUUGCACCGCGUGUGGCCGAGUGGAAGACCAAGUUCGGCGAGUACCAGGACGGCAAGGAGGUCGUCGCGCUGACGGGCGAGACGAGUGCGGACCUUCGUCUGCUCGAAAUGGCGGAUGUGGUCGUGACGAUCCCGGAGCACUGGGACGUGCUGUCGCGCCGCUGGCGCCAGCGCAAGAACGUGCAGUCGGUCGCGCUGUACAUCUUUGACGAGAUCCACAUGAUCGGAGACUGGCGCGUGGGGCCGACGUACGAGAUUGUCGCUUCGCGCGCGCGGUUCGUCGCAGCGCAGACCGAGAGGCCGACGCGCAUGGUGGCGCUCAGUGUGCCGCUCGCGAACGCGCGCGACGUCGGCGACUGGCUCGGAGCGCCGAGCGGCAGCGUGUUCAACUUUGCGCCGAGCGCGCGUCAGACGCCGAUGGAGGUGCACAUCCAGACGUUCAGCAUGCCGCACUUCCCGUCCAUGAUGAUCGCCAUGGCCAAGCCGGCGUACCUUGCCAUCAUUGAGCAUGCGCCCGACCAGCCGGUGAUUGCAUUCGUGCCCUCGCGCAAGCAGGCCAAGCUGACUGCGAACGACUUGCUCGCGUACGUGCUCGCCGACAGCGAGCGCGACGAUGGUGCGAGCGACGACGGCGAAUCGCGCUUCCUCAACAUCGAGAUGGAGGACCUGGAGCCGCAUCUGCAGCGCGUGCAGGACCGCGAUCUGCGCGAGCUGCUCGCCUCGGGCAUCGCCUACUACCACGAGGGGCUCACCAAGAACGACCGACGCAUUGUGGAGCGGCUGUUUGCAGCGGACGCGAUCCGCGUGGUGGUGGCGAGCAAGGAGACGGCGUGGAGCAUCCCGCUGACGGCGCAUCUGGUGCUCAUCAUGUCGCUGCAGACGUACGAGGGCCGCGAGCACCGCUAUGUGGACUAUGCGCUGCCGGACGUGCUGCAGAUGGUGGGGCGAUGCACGGUGCCCAACGACGAGGGCACGUCGCGCUGCGUGCUGCUGUGCCAGGCGACGCGCAAGGAGUACUUUAAGAAGUUCCUCGCCGAGGGCCUGCCCGUGGAGAGCCGGCUGACGAGCUAUGCGCAGGACUUUUUCAACGCCGAGAUUGUGGCGCGCACCAUCGACGACAAGCAGGCGGCGGUGGACAUUCUGACGUGGACGCUCAUGUACCGGCGUCUGCAGCAGAAUCCGCAGGCGUACAACUGCCAGGGCAAGAGCAUGCAGCACAUUGGCGACUAUCUGUCCGAGCUGGUGGAGACGACGCUGGCGGAUCUGGAGAACUCCAAGUGCAUCGCCAUCGAGGACGAGAUGGACGUGAGCCCGCUCAAUCUGGGCAUGAUCGCGAGCUACUACAACGUGAGCUACGUCACGAUCGACGUGUUCAACAUGUCGCUCAAGGACAAGACCAAGCUGCGCGGCAUGCUCGAGAUCGUCAGCUCGGCUGCCGAGUUCGAGGACCUGCCGAUUCGUCAGCACGAAGAUGUGCUGCUGCAGCGGCUGUACGAUCGACUGCCGCUCAAGUUGGAUCGGCUCAAUCUGCUGAGUCCGUACCACAAGGUGUAUAUCCUGCUGCAGGCGCAUUUUGCGCGGUUGACGCUACCGGUGGACUUGGAGGCGGACCAGCGUAUUGUGUUGGGUAAGGUGCUCAAUCUGCUCUCGGCGUGUGUGGACGUCAUGUCGUCCAACGCGUACUUGAAUGCGAUUGUGGCGAUGGAGCUGUCGCAGAUGGUGGUUCAGGCGGUAUGGGAUAAGGACUCGGUCCUGCGGCAGGUGCCGCACUUUAGUGCCGAGGUGAUUGAGCGCUGUCGCGCGCGUGGGGUCGAAGACGUAUUCGGCCUAUCGGACCUGCUUGCGGAUUUGUCCGAGGUCGAACGCGAUGAGUUGCUGCAGAUGGACAAGAAGCAAACCGCACGCGUGGCGGCGUUUGUCAACGCCUUCCCCUACAUCGAGCUGAGCUACAGCAUCGAAACGCCACGCGAAGAGAUGAACGCCUCAGACCCCAUUACGGUGCGCGUCACGCUCGACAAGGACGACGAAGACGACGAAGAGGGUCUGGUGGUUCAAAGCGCCUUCUACCCCGCACGCAAGCUGGUCCAGUGGUGGGUGGUCAUCGGCGACCCCGCCACCAAGAAUCUGCUCGCGAUUAAAAAGGUCACUGUGCGCAAGACGGUACAGCUCGACCUCGAGGUCACGUUGCCACAGGGAAGACACGACCGCCUCAAGAUGUGGUUGGUCUGCGACUCGUAUCUCGGCGCCGACCGCGAGGUCAACAUCGAACCACUCGACGUCAUGGAGGGCCACGAAGAAAGCGAAGAAAGCGAAGACGAUGAAGAGAGCGACGACGACGAGUAG
Moesziomyces antarcticus is the source of this 6654-nucleotide messenger RNA. RefSeq names its product sec63-domain-containing protein. Gene Ontology annotation, molecular function: ATP binding; nucleic acid binding; ATP hydrolysis activity. NCBI's taxonomy places the organism in Eukaryota, Fungi, Basidiomycota, Ustilaginomycetes, Ustilaginales, Ustilaginaceae. Gene Ontology annotation, cellular component: nucleus. The record is from RefSeq and is a predicted model, not a curated record. The transcript has a single exon. The coding region runs from base 1 to 6654 and encodes 2217 amino acids.